Molecule: messenger RNA, 498 nt
Organism: Cariama cristata (Red-legged seriema)
Lineage: Eukaryota; Metazoa; Chordata; Aves; Cariamiformes; Cariamidae
Gene: PRXL2C
Product: AhpC/TSA antioxidant enzyme domain containing 1
Exons: 5
Coding region: 1-498 (165 amino acids)
Source: RefSeq, a predicted model, not a curated record
AUGUUGCAGAAUUUUUUAUGUUACACCUGUAAGGAGUAUGUAGAAGACCUGGCAAAAGUCCCCAAGACGUUUUUGCAAGAAGCAAAUGUGAGGCUUAUAGUUAUUGGACAGUCGUCUUAUCAUCACAUCAAGCCCUUUUGCAGUUUAACUGGGUAUACACAUGAAAUGUAUGUAGAUCCACAAAGGGAAAUUUAUAAAACGCUUGGCAUGAAAAGAGGUGAAGGUAAUAACGCAUCAGUGCGGAGCCCUCAUGUGAAAUCAAACACACUCCUGGGGAGCAUUAGGAGUAUGUGGAGAGCAAUGACUGGCCCGGCUUUUGAUUUUCAAGGAGACCCCGCUCAGCAGGGAGGAGCUUUGAUUUUAGGCCCAGGCAAUGAAGUUCAUUUUUUGCACCUUGAUAAAAACAGGCUGGAUCAUGUUCCCAUUAACACAGUUCUGCAGCUGGCAGGAGUUCAAACAGUAAAUUUCACAAACAAACCCCAGAUUAUUGACAUAUGA